Molecule: messenger RNA, 3807 nt
Organism: Rodentolepis nana
Lineage: Eukaryota; Metazoa; Platyhelminthes; Cestoda; Cyclophyllidea; Hymenolepididae
Source: the annotation of a GenBank genome assembly
AUGCACCAAAAUCACAUUGUAGUAUAUUCUCUCAUUUCAGACAAUGUUGAGGCACCUGCAACUACAACUGCUGAUGAACUUGAAGCACUGGCACCUUUGGAGCAACAAGAAGCUCCUGUACCCGGUCCUUCAACUGUAACUGCAACAGCAACUGCAACUGCAACUACUGAGCAGCCUGAGGCGGCGACUGCCUUACCAGUUGAACAGGUUCGCAUUCCCGUCACAGACGAUGAGAUAAUCGCCUCAAUGGUCGCUUCUGGUGUGGACCCCUCUUUCCUCGAUGCCCUUCCUCCCGACUUACGUCGUGAAUUGUUGGAUGAUCAUCAGCGCAGCAUUCGCGUCCAUUCCGCCAUAAGUGGCAAUGUCCCUGCCGAUGUUGACCAGACUGUUUUUGCUAGUCUACCUCCCGAGUUGCAAGAGGAAGUCCUGGAGGUUUAUCGCCGCACUGCUAUGGUCUUGAAUGAUACCGGUCCUCCCAUUACCACCGACGAACUAUUCGGCGCCAUGCCCCCGCAACUCCGACACGAAGUCCUCGCUGAUAUGGAUGAUGCUCAGCUGGCUGCUCUCUCACCGGACUUGCAGGCCGAAGCAAGACAAAUUCGUCAAGCUCACAGUCAACGCCACGCUCACAUUCAAGCUAAUCCUCUUCAUAUUGGGCAUGGCAAUCAGAAUCAAGUUCGUUCCUUUGGGAGUGUAAUGUUUCCCGCUUUCUUUGGUCCAAGUCGUGCCAACCAUCCUACCGAAUUCGUUGGUAGAAAUGGGCGCGGAGUUCGUGGGGGAACUCGUGCUUCUGGAAUUGCAUCUAAUUCGCUCGAUUUGCUUAUGAGUUCGACACCAGCUAAGUGGAAACCCUUGGUUGACCAUGAGGGCCUCUCGUGUAUUUUUGUCAUGGUUAUUGCCUGCUCUGGCUCUCCCGAUUUUCGCCGAUCGACGUACGUUACUGUUAAGAGAGUUAUUGAGAACCUCUGUGCUCAUGUACCCACUCGCCGUUGGAUUAUCUCAACCAUCUUCAACAUAGUAAAGGGACUCUCUGAUUCCUCCAUUUCUCCACAAAGUAAUGUUAGUACUAAUUCAAAUACCUCUAUUUUUGGGUCCGGUUUCGAAGGACCUACUGGCAGUUUUGUGCAGAAUAUUCAGGUUAAUCCGUCCACUAACAAUUUUGAAAUUCACCCUCAAGCUUCUCAGAACGUCUGCUUCUCCCUUCUUGAUGUUCUCUACGAUAUUUCUAAUGCCAAUCUCACCCAAUUUGUGCCUUCUACUAAUGAAACACCUCAGGAAUCAGGCAUUGAAAUGGAAACUGAUUUCUGGGAGAUUGUCGCACGAAUGACCGUCCAAACAACCUGCGACGUGGUUCCCUCUAGUUCCUCUCGAAAGUCAACUAGUCCAUCUAGAAUUCGUUCUUCGGGAAGACAUCAUCCAAGCAGAUCACAUGCUCCAUCUGAGAGUAGUGUUAUGGAAGAUCCACAAACAAAUACCGCUCUCAAUUCCUACGAUUGUUAUGUGAAUAUAGUGGAAUUUUUGCAACAUCCAGUUGUAAGGUCUCGUCCAGUGCUUCAGGAGCGUGUAAUUUCCCUUCUUGUUCGAAUUCUUAAUGAAUAUCACAAGAUUCGAACUCGACAGAAUCCUGCUCCUAAUCAAGAGCCGCCUGUGCCCAUCAUCACUCCGCUCGUUGGUAGCAUUAUUCACGACCUUUCUGAAAUUGUGUUAUCGAAAAAUUCGUCAGAGCAGACUCGAACUCUUGUAACAUGGUUGAUUGUUCUCAUGACACGUGUUGAUGAGACUGCGAAAAAGCCCUUAUUUGAUCUCUUGGCUGCUGGAGCGAGCAAUCUGGCGAGGACUAUCGAACAGCAGCUCACCGAUGUCAUUGAUGAGGUCAAUAGACUUUCACCAAAUUCUAAACGACGUCUGCAUGAUGGAGACGGCCAAACACAUCUUCAUCACUCAGAUUCUAUGACUCGUAUGGCUCCUUCUUAUGCAGAAGUUGCGGCUGGACCUUCUACCUCAAGAGCUCUGUCGAGUCCUGUUCCUUCACCCACCACCUCUUCGAGAGAGCUGGAAUUGGCAACUCUCCAGCCUCUCUUCUCCAUGCGAAGCGAACAGUCCCGUCUUUGUAAAAUCCUCAAGCUCAUGCUGUAUCUUUCCUCCUGUCCAGAAGUAUCUCUUCGAUCUCUUGAGAUUCUCUCUACCCUAUGGAAACGUCUCUCAGAUGUUUUGGAUGCACUUCAAGGAACAGGUGAAAACACUAUCCGGUUGUUCCAACCUCUUGUUGAAUGUAUGUGCUUGGCUCACGCCAAUCAUACCCAAGCCACUAUCUCAAACAGCAGUCGAAUCUUGCCAGCUCAACUCCAACGCAGGAACUUCACAACAACUUGGACUGAAAACUCUCUUCCUAGAAGCAUGAACUUACCCAUGUUGGAUAGCCAGAACGUUAUCGUUUUCAAUGGGCUCCCUGAAGAACCACGAUCCGACUCCUCGUCUGGUGCUAGUCCAUCUGUUGACGCUUUCCGACCUCUUUCUCCCGAUCCGAAUGCCCUUCAGGAAAAACCAAUCGACAUGAUUGCUUGGUUUGCUGAGAAACACCGUGUUGGAUUGAAUCAUAUUCUGCGUAAACACAAUAGCAACAUCAGUGAGUCCGCCCUCUCAGUGUUCCUGUCCUAUCCCAAGUCUCUGGACUUUGACGUCAAGAGAAAAUUCCUCCUUUCUCUCUUCGAGUCGAUGAGGUCGGAACAACUUAGACAAGAAGAAGAGCACAUUACAAUAUCCCGCAACAGGAUAUUUGAGGACAGCUUUGCUCGUCUUCACGCUAAAACUGCCCGUGAUUGGAAGAAGAGAUUUGUCAUUCAAUUCCGAAAUGAGGAAGGUCAAGAUGCUGGUGGUUUGUUGAGAGAGUGGUACCUACUAAUGAGUCGGGAGAUAUUUAAUCCCAUGUACGGGCUCUUCAGUGUCUCGCCUUCGGAUCGUGUCACGUAUUCGAUUAAUCCAGCAUCCAGUGUUAAUAGCAACCACUUAACUUACUUCGAAUUCGUUGGUCGCUUCAUUGCCAAGGCAAUCUAUGACAACAAACACCUCGAAUGCUACUUUACUAGAUCCUUCUACAAACACAUCCUUGGAAAACAAGUUCGAUUCCAAGAUCUUGAAAGUGAAGAUUACGAGUUCUACAAGGGAUUGGACUUCCUUCUUAAUCACCGCAUUGCAGAGCUCAACUACGAGAGAAAUGAAUAUGGUCGUAGUGAAACAGUUGACUUGAUCGAAAACGGUCGAAACAUCGUCGUAACAGAUGAGAAUAAGAAGGAGUACGUGCGUCUUUUGUGCCAUCAGAAAAUGACUGAAUCUAUUCGACCGCAGCUGAAUGCCUUCCUCAAGGGUUUCUAUUCUAUAAUCUCGAAGAGUUGGAUCAAUAUCUUCAACGAGCAGGAGUUGGAACUCCUCAUAUCGGGUCUGCCCAAAAUCGAUCUUGAGGAUCUACGAAGUAAUACAUGCUACAAUAAAUACGAACUCACUGCACCUCAGAUUCUGUGGUUCUGGAAGGCCAUGGAGUCUUUCGAGGAGGAGGAUCGUGCGAGAUUUAUUCAAUUCGUUACUGGAACUAGCCGAGUUCCUCUGGGAGGUUUCAAAAAUCUUGAGGGGAUGCAUGGUCCAACAAAGUUCACAAUUAGCCGUGCCUCUAUCUCUAGCACUAGUCAUCUUCCGUCUGCUCAUACAUGCUUUAACACUUUGGAGCUUCCAGCCUACACUUCGUACGAACAGCUACGUGAUCGUCUUCUCACUGCCAUUCGAGAAUGCUCUGAGGGAUACGGAAUGGCGUAG